CCUGCUCACCUGACUUUCUUUUCGCGUCUGUUCAUCCAAACAGACAUCAAAAUGACUCUAUUUCACUUCGGAAACUGCUUAGCUUUAGCUUAUUUUCCUUAUUUAAUUGUAUAUAAAUGUUCUGGCUUGUCAGAAUACAGCGCAUUCUGGCAAUGCGUGAAAGCAGGAGGCGCUUAUUUAGUCACUCAGCUAUGYAAGAUGUUAGUUCUAGCUACAUUUUUCCCUACUUCGGAAGUUCUGCCAGACAGUAURGAUUAUUUAGGAGAAUUUUUGCGUUCAACUGUAGAUGUGGCAGAUCUUUUAGGCCUAUAUUUAGUUAUGACAAAAAUUGCUGGAAAAGGGGACUUGAAAGUUCUUGUUGCUGGUUUGGGUUGGGCAACAGCUGAAAUGGCAAUGACAAGACUACUGCCUUUGUGGGUAGGAGCCAGAGGGAUGGAGUUUGAUUGGAAAUACAUGCAGAUGAGCUUUGAUGCYAAUAUCAGUUUGGGGCAUCACAUUGCUACUGCAACACUUGUAUGGCUGUGGAGUAGGACUGAUUUACACAAAACCUUUGUACCUGUGGUUGUUGUAUUCCUUGCCCUUGGAUGCUACAAACCAUUGAUUAUAGAAACCCUUAGUCACACUCUUGGUGUUCAUUCCUGGGCACUSCUUGUGUUGAAAGCUGCUUUCACUGGAUGUAUAGGCUUCGUAGCUCUUCAACUUUAUCUUGUACUUACCACUGAUAAACAACAUUAUAGACAGUAGAUUUCAUCCCAAAAUCAUGKUAAUUUUGGGGGUUAUCAAUGUGGUGACAAGAGCUUGUACAUGUAACAUAGUUAUAAGUGUUCUUUCGUAGAUAUUGUAACUAUUUAUGCAGUUUCUUUUACAUCAAUCUCAUUACCAAAGAGUUCUUCAAAUUUGAAAAUAAAAAAGAGAAAAACUUGGAAAAA
Molecule: messenger RNA, 929 nt
Organism: Exaiptasia diaphana
Lineage: Eukaryota; Metazoa; Cnidaria; Anthozoa; Actiniaria; Aiptasiidae
Product: transmembrane protein 147
Exons: 7
Coding region: 52-744 (230 amino acids)
Source: RefSeq, a predicted model, not a curated record